CUAAACUCUCUCAUACAUGUGACAGAAGUCAUAUACAAACAAACGACGUGCAUUGAAGAUUCAGUACAUCUAGUUGGUCUAAAAUAUAGAACAUUAUUUUUACACACAGAUUUAUGUUAAAUCUACAAGUAAAGAUGUUGACUCCCUUAAACAGUAUUAUCUGCUCUAUUGUUCUCUUGUUGAUAACUAUUUCACCAAUUCAAUCGUCACAAAAAGAAACUACAGAAAAUACCUAUCAGGCUAUCAGAGAAGACAAAAAACCAAUGACGUCAUUGUGUCCUUUACCUUGCUAUUGCUCAGAGGAUAUAAACAAACAUGAAUUUAGUGUAACGUGUUCAAACAGAAGGUUACAGAAUAUUCCAGAUAUUCCACCACAAGUUACCGCAUUGGAUUUACAGAACAACCGCAUCACAAACAUUACUUGCAAUGAUUUCAAAGAGCUCUCGAAUUUGAAAAAAUUAAGUUUGUCGUAUAAUAAAAUUGAAACACUGGAAAAUGUUUGCAUAUUUUCAAAUCAAGCUAAAUUAGAAAUACUGCAAAUAACACAUACUACUUUGAUAUACAUUGAGCCGUUUGUAUUUUCAAAUCUUUCACAGCUGAGAAUUUUAGAUUUGUCACACAACAAUCUUAUUCAGAUUUUAAACUAUUCAUUCUUCGGUCUCAGUUCUUUGACAUUCCUGUCCCUCCAACACAACAGUUUGAAAUACUACAACAAUACAUUUGAGCUGGAAGCAUUUAUCGGACUUAACCAGUUAGAGAUAAUACAUUUAGAAGGCAACAACCCAACGUUUGAUUUUUCUACCUACCCAGACGAAGCUCUCUCCAAGCUGACGAAUCUUCGGGAAAUUUUCCUUGACGGAUACCCUAUUCAGCUUGGGCGUGGCUUCAGAAAGUUGCAGAAUUUAGAGACAAUACACAUGAAUAACUACCCACCAGGAACGUUCUGUGUCUUCAAUUCUUCAAUACCUGACAAUUUUUUUGAGAACAUCGUGUCACCAAAACCAUUCUCGCUAGAUCUUAAUGGCUGUCAGUUAAAAUAUUUACCACCAAAUAUUUUCAGGCCUAUUUCAAAUCUGAUCUUUUUAAAUCUCAAUAACACUCGAAUGCUUUUACUGACAGGGUUUGAAAAUGGUUCAAUGUCAUUGAACGAUUCUAAUAUAAAGGUGCUCAAUUUAUCAGCAAUAAACAUCGAUGGGCCUUAUUUCUCUGCAGUUUCAAGACAAAUGUUUCGUUAUUUAAAAUAUACACCACUGGAAUCUCUUGACAUAUCCAGCAAUGGAAUUUACACAACAGACGCUUUUGCCUUUGUAGACCUGCCUCACACACUUAGGUAUUUAUCUGUUAGAGAUAACAAAAUGGCCAGGUAUUAUAUCUUUAUUGCUAGCUUAACUCUGGGACAGCAAUAG
Molecule: messenger RNA, 1406 nt
Organism: Physella acuta
Lineage: Eukaryota; Metazoa; Mollusca; Gastropoda; Physidae
Product: slit homolog 1 protein
Molecular function (GO): protein binding
Source: RefSeq, a predicted model, not a curated record